Striga asiatica is the source of this 303-nucleotide messenger RNA. NCBI's taxonomy places the organism in Eukaryota, Viridiplantae, Streptophyta, Magnoliopsida, Lamiales, Orobanchaceae. The record is from the annotation of a GenBank genome assembly.
AUGGAGUGGAGCAUAAUCCAACUGGACGCCAAUGAAACAUUUUCCAAAUUAAUGACCCUGGGUCCUUUAGUGAUGGAGACUGAAGACGUCAAGAGUUCAACGCACCAAGGUUCUGUUCAGAUGUUGCUUUCGUUAAUUGUUCUCAUGUACAACCCUAAGCUUGUCUGGGUCAUUGAGGUACUCAAGGUGUGGACAAGGCUGCAAGUACUGCUGGCAGUAUGGACUAAAGAAGAACUUGAUGCAAUCAAAGCUAGUCAGCCUAAACUCUACGAUGAUCGGCCUUCUAAAAAAAAAGAAGAAUAA